This is a messenger RNA of Papaver somniferum (opium poppy), 982 nucleotides long. Its product is annotated as thioredoxin H4-1-like. NCBI's taxonomy places the organism in Eukaryota, Viridiplantae, Streptophyta, Magnoliopsida, Ranunculales, Papaveraceae. The record is from RefSeq and is a predicted model, not a curated record. Bases 197 to 724 code for a protein of 175 amino acids. The transcript is spliced from 5 exons.
CCUUUUCGGAGAGAGAGAAUAAAGAGACAACGAGAAAUCCACGAACAUAAAUAAACUUUAAGAUAAAGGAGGAAUCCCCUAAUUUAUUUGAUUUGAUUUUGAUUUUGAUUUUAUUGGAUAUAUGAUGAAGAAGAUUAAACAACAACAACAACAUUUGGUGAUGGUAGGGUGAAGCUUUAGAGAUCAGAUCAGUUUUAUGCUGCUGCUGAUCAUCAUCACUCUUCCAAUAUUACAUUUCUAUUUCUGUCCAGGGAACUCACUGCUGCCUUUACAAUCCACAAAGUCUUGUCACUCUAAGAUUGUUAUGGGAAAUUCUUGUGCUAGCAAGUCUCGUGAUGACGACGAGGAUUCUUACCAUCAUAAGGUAAACUUUGCUAGUGGGAAUGUGCAUCUUAUAACUACCCAAGAACGCUGGGAAGAGAAAUUGGCUGAAGCAAAAAGGGAUAGCAAGAUUAUUGUUGCAAACUUUAGUGCGUCGUGGUGUGGUCCGUGUAGAAUGCUUGCUCCUCUCUUUGGCGAGCUGUCUGAGAAAUAUCCUACUCUUAUGUUCCUCACCGUAGAUGUUGAUGAUUUACCUGAGCUUAGUUCUUCAUUGGAUAUCCGAGCUACUCCGACUUUCUUUUUUCUCAAAGAUGGGCAGCAGAUCGAUAAGCUUGUUGGAGCUAACAAACUAGAGCUUCUAAAGAAGAUUCCAGCUGCUGCUGAUUCUGCAAAAGAAAGCUGAUAAUUUCUUUUUCUUGUGUGGCAUGCUUGCUUUCUGCCCGGAAACAUAGAGAUAGGGGAGGUAAUAAAGUUACUAGUGUAUGGUUGGUGGAUGGCCUUUAGCUGCUGCGAUGAAUGUGAGUGGCCAUAUCUUUAGCGUUUUUUUAGAAAUGUAAAACGCACUACUAGAACCAAGUUUUUGCACGUUUGUAAUGUCCCACUCAGAUGUACAGGUAAAAAAUUAUCUAACGAAAAUCUUCAGUUUCCAUAUCAGUGUAAA